AUGUCUGCACUCACCCAAACCACUCUUCUCGGGGCGAAGGUUGUCGUCUCCAAGGCGUCCGUCGCCAAAAGAACCAACGUCGUCACUCGCGCCGGCCAGUACGACGACGAGUUGUUGCAAACUGCGCAAAACAUGACCAAGGCGGGCAAAGGUAUCUUGGCGAUGGAUGAAUCCAACGCCACGUGCGGCUCCCGUCUCGAAGGCGUCGGGGUAGAAAACACCGAAGAAAACCGUCGUCGAUACAGAGAACUCCUCAUCACGACCCCGAACCUCGGUAAGCACAUUGGCGGCGCCAUCCUCUUCGAGGAGACCCUCUACCAAUCCACGAAGGCUGGCAAGUCUUUCGUCGACUGCUUGAACGAACAAGGUAUCUACCCGGGUAUCAAGGUCGACAAGGGAUUGAAGCCGCUCGCGAACAGCAACGGUGAAUCCUGGUGCCAAGGUUUGGACGGCCUCGCCGACAGAGCCGCGGAAUACUACAAGCAAGGCGCGCGCUUUUGCAAGUGGAGAUCCGUCGUCUCCAUCCCGGCUGGCCCGUCCAAGAUCGCCGUCACUGACUGCGCGUACGGCUUGGCGAGAUACGCCGCCAUCUGCCAAAACGCUGGUUUGGUCCCGAUCGUCGAGCCGGAAAUCCUCCUCGACGGCGAGCACACCUUGGAAGAAACCUUCGAAGUUGCCUCCGCGGUCUGGGCGGAAACCUUCAAGUACCUCGCGGACAACGACGUCAUGUUCGACCGCAUGUUGUUGAAGCCGUCCAUGGUUGGCCCGGGUGCCGACUGCCCGAAGAGAAACACUCCGGAAGAAGUCGCCGCGGCGACCUUGAAGAUGUUGAACUCUCGCGUCCCGCCGGCCACCGCCGGUAUCAUGUUCUUGUCUGGCGGUUUGUCCGAAUUGGACUCCACCUUGUACUUGAACGCCAUGAACCAACAGCCGAACCCGUGGCACGUGUCCUUCUCGUACGCGAGAGCGUUGCAAAACUCCGUCAUCAAGACGUGGGCCGGCGACGACGCCAUGGUUGGCAAGGCGCAAGCCAUCUUGUCCAGACGCGCGGAAGAAAACGGUCUCGCGCAACUCGGCAAGUUCAACGCCGAAGAGUCCUUGGCGAACACGGACAGUACCUUCCAGAAAAACUACGUCUAUUAA
Messenger RNA from Bathycoccus prasinos, 1143 nucleotides. RefSeq lists its product with no specific name. The record is from RefSeq and is a predicted model, not a curated record. Lineage: Eukaryota; Viridiplantae; Chlorophyta; Mamiellophyceae; Mamiellales; Bathycoccaceae. The coding region runs from base 1 to 1143 and encodes 380 amino acids. Gene Ontology annotation, molecular function: fructose-bisphosphate aldolase activity. Gene Ontology annotation, biological process: glycolytic process; fructose 1,6-bisphosphate metabolic process. The transcript is spliced from 2 exons. Gene Ontology annotation, cellular component: cytosol.